Molecule: messenger RNA, 1089 nt
Organism: Symbiodinium sp. CCMP2592
Lineage: Eukaryota; Dinophyceae; Suessiales; Symbiodiniaceae
Source: the annotation of a GenBank genome assembly
AUGAUCCGUUUAGUGCAUCUCACGUUCCCUAGAGCUCCCCCGAACCCAGAGUUCGAAACAGAGUUCCGCGAACCCAGGGUUCGAACAGUUCCCCGAACCCAGGGUUCGAACACUCCCCGAACCCGGGCUAACAUUGAGUUGUCUCUUGUACAUGCUGUCCAUGCAGGUGGGCCUCUGUUUGUGCCCCACAAUGUGUGGCAGGGCUACCAGAAUGCACGCAAGGAGCGGCUUCUUUGUGAAUAUUUGGCUGGUCUUCCAGAUGAGAUGCGAAAAAAGGUGGCAGACCUUGCAGCGCCGGAUGCCAAGGACUUGGGCAUCGAGAUGCCGCAGGACCUCAGUGCGGCUGGACUUAUGCCAGAGGCACAUGGAAUCCAGCGGCUCAAGGUCACGAUUCCCCGAAGGAUGCGUGGCCUCAUCCUCCCUGUUAAGAAAGACCUGCCCUCCAAAGUGGAGCUGAAGAUUCCGGAACCUUCGGCUACUGUGCGUCUGUGCAGCCCUAUGCUGGCACCAAUCGUUGCCUGGAAGGUCACGGCUACGUCAUUCGGCAAGUCGUCCAUUGCUGCCCAUUUGCCGACAGAUCAUCAGGUGAAGAUCGAGGAUGAGUGGGUGGAAUGUCGAGGUGCCAAAGGUGACAUCGCCAAAGGCUUGAUCAAAGCUAAGCACAUUGUCGGAAUGAUAUCAUUGGGAAAGGAUGUCACGCUGAAAGAGGCCAAUGGCUGCGGCAGCGUCCUUGUACGCAAGACCGCAACGCAGGACGAAGGAAAGAAUGCUCUUGGCUAUUGGGAUGAUGGGAAGAAGGUCAAGGUGGUCAACCACUGGAUCGAGUGCUCCUGGGAAGGUGCCGGGCCAUUAAAGCGGGGCAUCGUCCAGGCCAACUGCGUUCCGGAGAACGACAUUGUUUUGCGGGGGCCGGAAGAGGAGCUGUCAGACUGCCAGGCUGUCCUGAAGCUCUUCAAAGCGAAGCUCGGCUUCGACGUCGAGGUGUUUUCGCUCGGCGGUGUGCGCCUCAUUAGACCCACGGCAUGUGAUAAACUGUGUGUCAAGUUUGGUAAGUCGAAGCAUUACUUUGAUUUCUGCACAUACCCCUGA